Molecule: messenger RNA, 698 nt
Organism: Esox lucius (northern pike)
Lineage: Eukaryota; Metazoa; Chordata; Actinopteri; Esociformes; Esocidae
Gene: pin1
Product: peptidylprolyl cis/trans isomerase, NIMA-interacting 1
Exons: 5
Coding region: 103-585 (160 amino acids)
Cellular component (GO): nucleus; cytosol
Molecular function (GO): protein binding; peptidyl-prolyl cis-trans isomerase activity
Source: RefSeq, a predicted model, not a curated record
GUUUCACACCUAGAAGCGGAACAUCGCGACACUUGGUCCCAUUCAACGAGUACGAGAGGAAAAGAGGAGUGACUUGCACAGUUUUGAAAGCAAGCAGGGAAAAUGGCAGACGCUGAGGAUGAAAAACUACCGUCCGGAUGGGAGAAGCGAAUGAGCCGCAGUUCAAGCAGAGUGUACUACUUUAACCACAUCACCAAUGCCAGCCAAUGGGAGCGCCCGGUUGGGUCAGGUGAUGGAAGCGGCGAGCCAGACAAGGUGCGCUGUUCCCACCUCCUGGUGAAGCACAACCAGUCACGACGGCCGUCCUCAUGGAGGGAGGAGAACAUCACACGCUCCAAAGAGGAGGCCCUAGACCUGAUACAGAAGUACAUUGAGCAGAUCAAGUCAGGAGAGCAGGAGUUUGAGGCCUUGGCCUCUCAGUUCAGCGACUGCAGCUCUGCUCGCAACGGAGGUGACCUGGGCCCUUUCGGCAGAGGUCAGAUGCAGAAGCCUUUUGAGGACGCGUCUUUUGCCCUGAAGGUGGGAGACAUGAGUGGACCAGUGUUCACCGACUCUGGUGUUCACAUCAUCCUCCGCACGGGAUAGAGACGCUCUCCAAUGCCCCAAAAUACCCUCAACCAGCCCCAAAAUACCCUCAACCAGCCCCAAAAUACCCUCAACCAGCCCCAAAAUCCCCUCAACCAGCCCCAAAAUACCCU